Molecule: messenger RNA, 2353 nt
Organism: Marchantia polymorpha subsp. ruderalis
Lineage: Eukaryota; Viridiplantae; Streptophyta; Marchantiopsida; Marchantiales; Marchantiaceae
Source: the annotation of a GenBank genome assembly
UCCACACUGGAGGUAGGUAGGUCAUUGUCAGGCUCAAAACCAGGUACAGCUGGGCGGACUUGUUUCCUUUACUUCAAGCCACAUGGCGUUGUCAAAUCUCAUGUGACAAUCACUAGUUCACCUGGCAUUCGCUGGUGAUGGCUGCACGAUUAGGUUUCUGCUUGGGAUCACUGCUCAGUUUUCUUGACAUCGGUUGGAAAUUAUGUUCUGGGCUUACUCGAGCAGUUCUGACUAAUCUGUGCAACGCAGUAGGAAUCUUCAGUGAUCGAUGCCUAAUGAGCCCUACUCUCACAGAUGUAUAUGAUAUAUCUGCUUCCAGUGAGGUCAACAAUAGUGGACAGACUUCUCAGUCGAAAGGGCCUGAGAAUGAUAGUUCUGAUGCCCCUAAGUCCAUUUGUGGGAGCAAGUCUAGCCAGUUUGUCGACAAGACUAGCGGUUCUAAGCACGGAACAAUGUCAAGACCAGUGGAAGGAGCGAUAAUUGUCGGAGCCGGGACGUCAGGGCUUGCUGCCGCUGCAUGCCUCAGAGAAAGAGGUGUUCCAAUAACCUUGCUGGAGAAGUCCGGUUGCAUAGGUUCGCUCUGGAAGGAGAGGACAUAUGAUCGCUUGCAUCUUCACACUCCCAAGGAGUUCUGUCAACUCCCGCUCAUGCCGCUGCCUGCAUCGUAUCCGACGUAUCCAAACAAGAAGCAGUUUUUGGAUUAUCUGCAGGAAUAUGUGAAGCGUUUUGAUAUAAAGCCCAUCUACAAUACAAAUGUGGACAGGGCACAAUACGAUGAAAAUUCUAAGGUCUGGCGUGUUCAGACCCAAGGUUUCUCAUCUAGCAAUGGAAUCGAGAAGGCCGAGUAUACGGCCCGCUGGUUGAUUGUCGCAUCAGGGGAGAAUGCUGAGAUUGUCAUGCCCAAACUGCAAGGGAUGAAAACGUACAGUGGGAGCAUUCUGCACUCGAGAAAUUAUAAGAACGGUUCAGAGUACGUGGAUAAAAAGGUGCUCGUAGUCGGUUGUGGAAACUCAGGGAUGGAAAUUGCACUGGACCUUGCCAACUUCACCGCCAAACCAUCGAUUGUGGUCCGUGACUCAGUGCACGUUCUUCCACGGGAGAUUUUCGGAGCUUCAACCUUCGUGGUGGCUAUGCGACUUUCGAAAGCCUUGCCUCUUUGGCUGACUGAUUGGCUGCUUGUAUUUGGCACGUGGCUGACAUUGGGCAACCUGGCGAGAUACGGACUAAAGAGGCCCAUCGAAGGGCCUCUGCAACUCAAGCAGAAAACGGGGAAGACUCCUGUUCUGGACGUGGGGACGAUCAAUCAGAUUAAGAAUGGUAACAUUAAGGUCGUUCCGAAGGUUGUAGCACUUACGACCUCUGGGGUCCGAUUCGAGAAUGGGGAGUUCGAAUCAUACGAUGCAAUAAUCUUCGCAACCGGAUAUAGAAGCAAUGUUCCGAUGUGGCUAAAGGGCAAUUUCUUCGGGGAAGAUGGAUCUCCUAGUGCUUCAAUGCGUGAUGGAUGGAAAGGAGAGAGGGGAUUGUAUGCCAUUGGAUUCACGAAGAAAGGACUUGUUGGAACUUUCACAGACGCCACGAAUAUCGCCAAAGACAUCGGGAGAGCUUAUGAUCAUGACAUGUUGCAAACUGCUAUUUAGGUUGAGGAAUACAAUGGAUCAUUGAAGAUCUGGAAGGGCUAGGGUGGCUAGCAACACUUGUCGAAGUCAUGAACAGAUGAAGAUAUUGGCCAUGGACAACUUCAUCACGGACACAGUGUUCACAACUAUCGAACGUCGAGGCAGUGUUUAGUAAGUAAAUAGCUACUGACCCUCGGCAAAUCAGAGGAAGUGCUGCUUCUUCUCUUGAGCUUGACUUCGCGUACAACACAAUCACAAGGCAGCUGUUUGGGUUUACGCUUUGAAUCCGCUCUUUCUCUUGUUCGUUCGCUCUUUCCUAUGAAGGGAUUCAAAUGUGGAGCGGGCCGAAACCUUAAGUGCAAAUGGAAUGAUGUGUUCCAUCCCCUAUAUAUAUAUAUAUAUAUAUAUAUAUCCAUAUAUAUCCAGAUGGAAAACGAUCGAAACCAUCGAAAUUCAAAUAUGAUACAUCGAUAUCGAUCGCAAUUCAACGGAAGAACUCUCCAAGAACUUGGUUCUCCCGUUCAGCUAUGCGGCCCAAAUUUGAAUUAUGACACGUUUGGUCUUGGCGUGAAGGCCGAGAGAGUAUGUGCAUUUUAAUUGUGAAACUCAGUAGCUGUCUAAUUGUAAUAUACAGUUGCUUCCAUUCUAUCCAGAGUGGCAGGUUCAAUUCCUAAAAGAAGUCACGGUUUUUAGUUUUUUAGAUCAAAUAACAAAUCUACAAAUGUUCCUUAGAUACG